UCACGUGACCGCGCGUCCCGGCGUCUUGGCUGUCAGCUGCGCGCUCCCGAGGCUGACUCACAGGCAGCAGUUUAUUUUUUUGGGGGGACGAUGGAGUUUCUCUUGGGAAGUCCGUUCGCCUCUCCGGUGGGACAGAGAAUCGAUAAAGCCACUGAUGGUUCUUUGCAGUCAGAAGACUGGGGACUGAACAUCGAGAUCUGUGACAUCAUCAACGAGACGGAGGAAGGACCAAAGGAUGCCAUCAAGGCCUUGAAGAAGAGGAUUGUGGGAAAUAAAAACUUCAAUGAAGUGAUGCUGUCGCUGACGUUAUUGGAGGCGUGUGUAAAGAACUGUGGGCAUCGUCUGCACGUGUUGGUGUCGAGUCGUGAGUUUGUGGAGGGGGUGCUGGUGAAAACCAUCCUGCCCAAAAACAACCCGCCAGCCGCGGUGCAGGACAAAGUGCUGAGCCUGAUACAGGCCUGGGCCGACGCCUUCCGCAGCUCCCCCGAUCUGACCGGCGUGGUCUCCGUCUACGAGGACCUGAGGAGGAAAGGACUGGAGUUUCCAAUGACGGACCUGGACUCACUGUCCCCCAUACACACCCCACACAGGAGUGUUCCUGAUUCAGACCCGGCUGUCAGACUCCAGGGUUCAGUGAGAGGGCUCACAGCGCCCCCUGCUGUGCCCGGCAGUACUGCAUGGGCCCUGCCUCCCCCAAUCGCAGAGCAGAGAGCCGCCCCGCCCCCGGACAGCAACCCAGACGGGCCAAUCACACUCUCCGCAGAGCAGCUCUUGAAGCUCUGCUCUGAGAUGCAGGUUGUCCGGGGGAAUGUCACAGUGAUGUCGGGGAUGAUGGCAGAGAUGAGCUCCGGGCAGGUGGAGACCUCCGACCUCGAGCUGCUGCAGGAGUUGAGUCGGACGUGUCGCUCCAUGCAGCGCCGGGUUCUGGAGCUGAUUCCCCGCGUGGAGAACGAAGGGUUAACAGAGGAGCUGCUGCUGCUCAACGACGACAUGAACAACAUCUUCAUGAGAUACGAGCGAACGGAGAGGAGAGGGAGAGGAGGAGAGGAGAGAGGGAGAGAGGUUUCAGACUCCAUCCCUGACACAAGCCCCGCCUCUCCAGCUGUCAUCCAAUCAGCAGCUGGCAGUACUGUGUCCGGGCCUCCUGUCGGCCAAUCAGCAGUGAGCGCUCUCUCCUCCCAGCUAGCCAGCCUCAACACGGGUUCGAGUCCGGCCUCCGUCUCCAGUACCCUGCAGACCCUCUCCACUGCUCCAAGUGUUCCCAGUGCCUCUAAACCAGUAGAGGAGGACGAGUUUGACAUGUUCGCUCAGACAAGGAGCAGCUCCCUGGCAGAUCAGCGCAAGGAGGUGCGCUAUGAGGACCCCCAGGCUGUGGAGGGGCUGGCGGGAGCGCUGGACACCAGACUGCAGAACACUGGCGCGGAUGACAUUGACUCGUACCCUCAGCCAGGGCCCGAAGGAGCCCCUCUCAGUCACUGGAUGGCGAACCAAGGCAUGAUCCCCGUCUCUCACACUCAUGUCAUGGAUGAUAUUGAACAGUGGCUCUCUGUGGAUGUG
This is a messenger RNA of Acipenser ruthenus (sterlet), 1557 nucleotides long. Its product is annotated as target of Myb1 membrane trafficking protein-like. The record is from RefSeq and is a predicted model, not a curated record. Gene Ontology annotation, cellular component: membrane; endosome. Gene Ontology annotation, biological process: signal transduction. Gene Ontology annotation, molecular function: ubiquitin binding; clathrin binding; phosphatidylinositol binding. Lineage: Eukaryota; Metazoa; Chordata; Actinopteri; Acipenseriformes; Acipenseridae.